GAUAGAAAUGGGAUUUAUGUUCUACCGUGAAGCCGAGACGUAGAGAGAAGCAAACGGUGAGUAGACUCGCGGUGGAAGUGGGAGAGAGCUGCCGCGGCGCUCUCCGGUCAUGAGGGCGUGCGUGACGGAUCCGUGACAAGUCACAUGAAAUGCGUUACGAGACGCGUUAUGAGACGCGUCUCAUCGCGCGUCCAUGCGUCACGUAACCCAUCCCUCUCAUCCUAUCCCAGCCAUGUCCGCGAAAGCAUUCGUCAACUCAGCUCACCAACCUGGAUGCACCUGCAUCGCAUUUGCUAGAGAUGGCUCACGCGUCUACACGGGCGGAAUCGAUUCUCUAGUACGCAUCUGGCGCACAGAUCUCGGUGCAAACCAAGAACCCGAUGCUGCUAUUGAUGCUGCAGAAGGCAUCACCGCUCUCACCACAGGGCGAGGAUACUGGUUCUCUGGGAGUUCCGAUUCAGAAGUCAGGAGAUAUGCAUAUGGGAAGACGGAAUUUGAGGCUCUGGUUACUAAUGCGAUUGGUGUCCCCAUUCGUUGUGUUGCCGUCGACCCACAGAGCGCGCGCAUCGCCGUCACGUCCGAUGAACCGACAGUAAAGGUAAUUGAUAUCGAGGACACCACGAACAUCUCUGUACUCGGUGGCCACACGAAGGCCGUGCGCAAAGCCACAUGGCAUCCAUCAGGUUCUCUCCUGACCACAUGCGGAGCAGAUGGCAAGAUCAUCAUAUGGGACGUGUCAGAAGGCCAAUGCAAGGAGGAGAAAGCCAUCGAGGGUAUAAUCCCCGCGGUAGCGAACGCAGACAGUUCUGAAGAAUUUGCUCAUGAUUGUUCUGCUAUCUGGCAUACGUCGGGCCAGUACUUCUUCGUUGCGACUCGUGCACACGAAAUCAUCACGAUCUCCCGCAGCGACUGGACCAAAUCCUCUACGUUUGUUGAUGAUGCACUCUCCGGCGCAAUCACAGCGCUUGCGCUCUCAAACAAUGGGGUCUAUCUCGCCUGCGCUUGCAAGGCAGGAGUAUUCAUCUGGUCAACGGAGACGCGGAGGCUCCUCUAUAGAUACGAUGGCAAACAAACCGCCAUCAUCACUCAGAUGGCUUUCUCACCAUCACAAAACCUCCUUGCAUGGACCGAUAUGGACGGUGUGCUUACCCGCUGGGCCGAACCGAUCCCCGCAACCGCGCCUGAUCCCGUGAAGCUGGCUCCAGGCACAGCAUCCAUGACUGUCCCUAUCAAGCGGAAGGCAAUUCCAAUGCUGUUUGAUGACGAGGCAGAUGCCGAAAAGGCCAAGGAUGACGAGCUCGAUGUGAACGAGACUGUUGAGGUGGAUUAUGAGAAUGAUGACUGGAUUUUGGACGAUCUAGGUGGUGCGAUGGACGAUGACAGUGAGGAGAAGAAAUGGAGUGGAAAGGAUGGUGUGAAAGAGAUGGUGAGCGUUACGAAAGCUCAGCCGCCCUUCCAACCUGGUUCGACGCCCAUGGAGAAUAAGAAAGGAUAUUUAGUGUAUAAUAUGAUUGGCGUAAUUGAAGUUACCGACCAAGACACGCAUCAUAUAGUGAAUGUUGAGUUUCACGACAAGUCCGCCCGGAAGGGGUACCACUUCACCGACCAUUUCAAGUAUGAUCUCGCGUCCCUUGGAGAACGCGGUGCAGUGUACGCGUGUCGUCCAGAACAGGAGCACCCUGCGCGUGUCACGUUCAAGCCGUACGGCACCUGGGCCACCCAGGGCGAAUGGACGUAUGAACUCCCGAAGGGCACCAGGGUUCUCGGUGUGGCCGCGGGCGGAGCGCCCUCCUCGGGCUCGCGCCGGGACUUUGACUCUGACCUGCAGGGCAAUGGCAACGUCGUCAUCGCGACGAGUGCGAAUGAGCUGAUCUUUAUGACGGGCACGGGCAUCGAAAGACAGUGUUUGAGCUUGCAGGGCGACUUCGUGACGAUGGUCGCGGGCCCUGAGUGGGUGUUUGUCGUGCAUCGGGACGGAGCAACGACGAUGGAUGGCUCGCAGAACCUUACCGGGCGGCUGAUCAAAUUCGAUGACUUCUGUCUGCUACAGAAGGACACACUCCCCAUUCCAAAGAAAUGUACUCUGAAAUGGAUUGGGAUCACAGAGGAAGGCGCCCCGGCAAUAUACGACUCGGCUGGCAUUUUGAAUAUAAUGCCCCGAUAUCGGGCUCCGUUCUCUGCAACAUGGACACGUGUACUCGAUACAAAUUUACUGGAACGACGAGAGGGCAAGCAGGAGUCGUACUGGCCUAUCGGAGUGGCUGCAGACAACUUAAUGUGUCUCAUUUUGAAGGGACGGCAAGAACACCCUGGGUUCCCAAGACCGUUGAUCCAGGAGUUGCCUCUACGGUUACCCUUCCAUCAUUUAGACCCCAAGGAGGCACCCUUGGAAGAGCACUUCGCUCGCGAGAGCAUGAUGCUCGACAUCCUGCGCGACGGCCUCGGCGACGAGCUCACCACCGAUGACAUCUUCCGACGCGAACUCGCGCUUGACAAAGAACUGGUGCAGCUCAUCCAGCUCGCAUGCAAGAAUGACCGGCUGACGCGCGCGGUAGACCUCACGCGGCUGCUGCACCAUACCUCGUCGUUCGACAUGGCGAUCAAGGUCGCCGCGUUCUAUCACCUUGUUGGCCUUCAGGAGAAGAUGGGAGCCCUCAAGGAAGAGCGGGAGGCUACAGAUCUUCUCGCAAAUUCCCGCGAUGGACGACGGCAGCGCGCGAAGGAGUUCUUACCUGUGCCUGCCACAGUGAAGAUGCCUACGAAGCCGUCACGGCCGAGGGCCUUUCAGGACUUUAAGCCCCCUUCGCCGAAGCACCGCCCAGGCUUGGAACGCGCAACACCUGUUAUUGAACCUGCAAGUGCUUCGUUUACUGAGAAUUACAGCGCGUUCGGGUCGUCGCUCAUCGAAAAUGAUGGUGGCGUUGAUGAUUCAUGGUCAUCGCCGAGUAGCAAGAGAAAGCGCAGCAGCGAAGAAGACGAGCCCGCGAGAGAGUUCCAGCCUCUGGGGGCUGAUAGCUCGUCGAAAAGACGCAACCUUGAUGAGAUAGCGGCCACGGUCAAGACAGCGGCAGCACGGCCCAGUGAGUCUUGAUUUCGCGCUUACACCUUUGGAACUAUCGCUCAUGACUUCUCAGGAGGAAAUCCGUUUGCACGUAAAUCUGGGAACGACACAACC
Messenger RNA from Laetiporus sulphureus 93-53, 3175 nucleotides. RefSeq names its product WD40 repeat-like protein. Gene Ontology annotation, biological process: DNA-templated DNA replication; DNA repair; mitotic cell cycle. Gene Ontology annotation, cellular component: nuclear replication fork. NCBI's taxonomy places the organism in Eukaryota, Fungi, Basidiomycota, Agaricomycetes, Polyporales, Laetiporaceae. The transcript is spliced from 15 exons. Gene Ontology annotation, molecular function: chromatin binding; protein binding. The record is from RefSeq and is a predicted model, not a curated record. The coding region runs from base 194 to 3091 and encodes 965 amino acids.